Bipolaris sorokiniana ND90Pr is the source of this 633-nucleotide messenger RNA. RefSeq lists its product as uncharacterized. The record is from RefSeq and is a predicted model, not a curated record. The coding region runs from base 397 to 576 and encodes 59 amino acids. NCBI's taxonomy places the organism in Eukaryota, Fungi, Ascomycota, Dothideomycetes, Pleosporales, Pleosporaceae. The transcript is spliced from 2 exons.
AACCUCAACGCCUUUUCGCUUACGCUACCCCAUUGUUCGCUGCGAUAUCAGUAAUCUCGAGAAAACCCACUACAUGUACUUGUACAUACAUUUUCAACUUGAUUUUUUCUUUCUUCUCUUUCGGACACUUUUGCAGGCGAAAGAACAAUGUUUGAUCGGUCCGUAUAUGCAUGUAUGGUCUUGAAUUGAGUUUGUUUGAUCUGCGAGUUCUCGUAUCGUGGUACCUUGAUUACCCACGUAUACUAGACUCUAACAUGGAUGGGGCGGGCACUAAGUAAAGGAGGGCAAGAUUGGACUGUUUAUACCGAGAUCUGUCUUCCCCCCUCCCCCUCUCCUUCACCUCUUUUCUUUCGUGUCUCAUCCAUGCUGUAGAUUUUGGGAAUUGCCAGGUGCAGUAUGUACAUGAUCGCUACAAAACUAUGUGACAAGUUUCUAAAAAAAAUUGGACAAAAAUCAAAGAUAUCACAUCCCCUCACCCCUCUCUUCUCUCUCUACAUGGUAAUUUUAGCCCCGUCAAACGUUACACGACAGCUCUCGCUCGCUCGGCUGCCCGGCAUGAGGCAUGUAGUUGCAUAAGUGGCAAGUGUAUACAUGCGCUUACGCUUGGCCUAAGGAGCGGGGACAUGACGGUGG